AUGGCGUCAACAACGGGUAGAGCUGAAAGUUACAAUCCAGACAUUGAGCAAUAUGAAUCAUACAGAGAAAGAAUGGAUUAUUACUUCGUGGCUAAUGACAUAAGUGAUGAAAGGAAGAAAGUGGCUGUUUCUGAGCUGACAUUGAAAGAGGUCGAUGAGGCGCUGAAGGAGCAUUACAACCCUAAACCACCAGUCAUGCUAGAGAGAUACAAGUUCUAUCAGAGGAAUCAGAGGGCUGAUGAGAAUAUCGCUACAUACUACGCCGAGUUGAAGAAAAUGGCGGAAACAUGCGAUUUUAGCACCUUCAGAAAGGAAGCACUUCGAGACAGAUUCGUGUGCGGGUUAGCAGAGGAGAGCGUUGAGAGGCGUCUUAUGUCCGAAGAUGACAUCACUAUCGAGAAAGCGGUGAAGCUGGCUACAAGCAUGGAAGCUGCCAUGGUACACCACAAGAUAAAGAAGGCAAUAGCAGAUAGUGAGGUCUUUGAUAGCAGUGUAGGAAGAAUAAAAGGGCAGGCCAAACUGAAAGUGAAAAGUGAUGCGGAACCAAGGUUCUUCAAGCCCAGACCUAUUCCCUUCGCGAUAAAAGACAAAGUGGCAGAAGAGAUUGAUAGGUUAGUGAAAAAAGGGGUACUAGAGCCUGUAGAGUUUUCCGAUUGGGCUGCUCCUGUAGUACCGGUACAGAAACCAGAUGGUAAGAUAAGGUUGUGUGGAGACUAUAAAAUUACAGUCAAUCCACAGUUAGAAGUGAAAGAGUAUCCAAUGCCAAGACCUGAAGAGUUGUUUGCUAGCCUACAAGGGGGAAAGAAGUUCACAAAACUUGACUUGAAGAAUGCAUAUCAACAAGUAGACUUAGAAGAGAAAUCUAGACAAUAUGUCACAAUUAACACACAUCUAGGUUUAUACAGGUAUACACGGUUACCGUUUGGGGUGAGUUCAGCUCCUGCCAUAUUCCAGGAAUGCAUGGACAAGAUUCUCCAUGGUCUUAAGGGAGUAGGAUGUUAUUUGGAUAACAUCAUAGUCACAGGUUCAAGUGACAAGGAACAUGCAUCCAACUUAGAGAGUGUGUUGAAGAGGUUGAGUCAGUUUGGACUACGGUUGAAGAGAUCCAAGUGUGCAUUCAUGCAGGAUUCGGUGGAGUAUUUAGGUCAUGUGGUAGAUGCAGGAGGGUUGCAUCCUUCACCAUCGCGCGUUGAAGCCAUUGCGUCGGCAAGCCCACCCAAAGAUGCGUCAGAGGUACAGUCUUUUACUGGGCUAAUCAAUUACUAUCGGAAAUUUAUUCCGAAUCUGGCAUCCAUCUUGAAACCUAUUGAUGGGUUAAAGAAGAAGCAGGUGUUCGAGUGGACUACUGAAUGUCAGAAGGUCUUUGACUUGGUGAAGAAGAUACUGAGCUCCAGCAAGAUACUGGUCUAUUUCGAUCCAAGCAAAGAGGUGACAUUGGCGGUGGACGCAUCACCAUAUGGGAUAGGUGCGGUCAUUUCCCAUGUGACAGAAGAGGGGGACAAACCGAUUGCGUAUGCGUCUAGGAAGUUGACAAAGGCAGAAAUGAACUACUCUCAGUUGGAGAAGGAAGCUCUAGCUAUUGUGUAUGGUGUGAGGUAUUUUCAUCAGUAUCUUUGUGGUAGGAAGUUUAUGCUUCUUACGGACCACAAACCAUUGACAUUUCUACUUGGACCCAAGAAGGGGAUUCCGGUCCUAGCGGACUCAAGGCUGCAACGCUGGGCAAUUUUGCUUUCAGGAUACGUGUAUGAUAUAAAAUAUCGGACAUCCCAGCAGAAUGCCAAUGCAGAUUUCCUAUCACGUCUGCCUGGUUCAGGAAAGGUGGAGAGCGAGGAGGAUGAGUUUGUAGUGAAGUGGACUGAAGAAGCUACACAGAUGAAUGAGACACAGUUGAAGUCACUGCCGGUGACAGCUGAUAGAGUGCGGAGAGCUACGGACACUGAUAGGGUGUUGCCAAAGGUUAGAUUCUUUGUUCAGAAUGGAUGGCCUUGCAGGGACGAGAUCUCACCAGAGUUGCAGGUUUGGCUGAGGAAGAAAGAUGAGAUGACAGUAGAAAGUGGUUGCUUGCUUUGGGGAAUUCGUGUGAUCAUUCCAGAUGGUUUGCAGCAACAUAUUUUGGAAGAGCUCCAUAGAGGCCAUCAGGGGAUGGUGAGGAUGAAGAGUCUUGCCAGAAUGCAUGUCUAUUGGCCAGGUCUAGAUCAGGAUAUUGAACGCUUAGUACAGGCUUGUUCAUCUUGCCAAACCAUGCAGACCUUACCACCAGCAGCACCGGUGAAUCCGUGGGCAUGGCCAGCCAUGGCAUAG
This is a messenger RNA of Strongylocentrotus purpuratus (purple sea urchin), 2301 nucleotides long. RefSeq lists its product as uncharacterized. The record is from RefSeq and is a predicted model, not a curated record. Lineage: Eukaryota; Metazoa; Echinodermata; Echinoidea; Camarodonta; Strongylocentrotidae. The transcript is spliced from 3 exons. Bases 1 to 2301 code for a protein of 766 amino acids.